Messenger RNA from Phlebotomus papatasi, 3815 nucleotides. RefSeq names its product WASH complex subunit 2 (gene FAM21). NCBI's taxonomy places the organism in Eukaryota, Metazoa, Arthropoda, Insecta, Diptera, Psychodidae. The transcript has 4 exons. The record is from RefSeq and is a predicted model, not a curated record. Bases 84 to 3494 code for a protein of 1136 amino acids.
UACAAUUUUUCAGUUUAGGAAGUGUCACAAUAAGUUUUUCAUGGAAUUUUUUGUGCAUUUCUUUUCGCAAUUUUAUCCAUGAAAUGAAUCCGUCGUCGGCGAGAGCAGAGGAGAUUCGUGCCGAGGCGAAAAAUUGGUCCCUCGCAGGAGACUCAAAACUUCUGGAUUACAUGAAGGAUAUCUCCCGAAAUCUGGAAGUGAGAUGUCGAGAGACAGAACUUAGGAUCAACCAAAUGUACCUAAGUGGUGAGGAAGUGAAUGUGCAAUUGGGGAAUGUAACAAAUCGUCUCCUGGCACUGCAGCAUACUCAGUUUGUAGAAAAUCGUGUGCAGGAGGAUGAGGAUGUGCCCGGAACCACUGAGAAAAAGACUGAAAGAGAUCCGGAACCACGUCAAUUGUCGCCAAUGUCCUCCAUCAAGAGUAUUUUGGCAGAAUCUGUAGCAUGUCUCAACAAGUGCUAUGAGAAAAUUGAGGUACAACUCGAUGAGGAUAGCGAUGAUGACGAUGAACCUGGGAAAAGUGUAGUGUUUCGUCCCAGAGAUCCAUUUGCUCACCGACCAUUGCCAUUCCUCAUCGGAUCGAAGGAAUUCAAGGAGAAGUGGCACGUGGGACUUGUGGAUUCGGAAUCUGACACUGAAAAUGAAGCAGAAGAUCAGUACUCAGAGUCUGGCUCAGAAUCCGGACACUCUGUCUCACUGCGGAGUGCUGGUGGGAAUAUAUCAGGGUCAGAAGCUGACUCCGUUUGGGGUCUACAAGCUACCAGUAAUGCCUUAGCUCACAAAAGUGCCUCUCAAAUCUCUUUGGAAGAUGAUCGUUUCUCCAAGGUUUCUGAUCAACCGGAGAUCUUUAAUCCAGUUCCUGCCCAGAGAGCUUACUUUCAACCACCUAAGCUCACACCUCGAACUAAUCCUCCGGCGAAUCCUGUUACAAAUCUCUUCUCAAGUUCACCACCAAAAGUGCCAAGUACGUCAAAGGCUCCGGGAUUGUUCGAUGACCUCGUAGGGGAUGACUUUGAUACACCUGCUGCAAAAACUGACUCUAAACCUCCCAGAUUCUUCCGUGAUCAGCCUGAUUCACGGAAAACAGUGAACUUGUUUGAUGAUGAACCUCCUGAAUUUGAAGCUCCACCGAAAUCUUCGAACCAGAAAUCAAAUCAAACGGGACUGUUCCUGGAUUCUGACAAUGAUGAAGACAAGGAUGUUUUUGUGCCUCCAACACGUCCUCAGAAGAAAGAAGUUCCAGUAAUUGCCAAGAAGGUCGAUAUUUCAACAAAUUUGUUCAACGAGGAACCUCCCGUGGAUGAUUUCCAUGAAGUCCUUAAGAAAGCCCCAGUCAAUCUGUUUGAUGACAAUGAUGAUGAAUUUAAUUCCUUUAUGAGUUCCUUGAGCACGUCAACGAAGAAAAACUCCCAAAUAGAAAAGAAGGCUUCGGAAAAUUUAACAAAACCUAAAUUAUCAAAUUUAUUCGAUGAUGAUGAUGAACCAGAUGAUUUCUUUGAUACUCUCCUAAAAGGAUCAAAGUCCAAAGUGAAGCCUCAACCAGCAAAAAGAGAAAUACAGUCUCAGAAAAAAGAUGUGAAAGCUCAGGAUAUGAAAAACGAAGUUCCCAAGGAGGAAGUUAAAAAGGAUGAAUCCAAGGCCGAAGUCAAAAAGGAUGUGUCUAAGGAGGAAGUUGAAAAAGAUGUGCCCAAGGCAGACGUUAAACGUGAAAUUCCCAUGCAAAUAACAAAAACGAACGAAAAACUCCCGACGAAGAGCAAAAAUAUGAGUUUAUUCAAUGAUUCUGAUGAUGAUGAUGAUAUCUUUGCUGGAGCUAAGAAAAAGACUGAAACAACGAAGAAAGAUCAGGAUCAAAAGGAGUCAUUGGAAGACAAAUUGUCAAAGCAUGAAACAGUUAGGUCAAGUGCAGACGAAAAGCCUUCUCCAAGUCAAGACAAUUUUCCAGAGAUUAAAGCCAUGCCUGAGGAAAGCCCAGAAUCAAUUCAAGAAGUACAACGUAAUAAAGAACAGAAAGAGAUUCUCAUUCAGGAUCCUCCGCAAAAGUCUGAUGAGGUGAAGAAUGUCGCAGAUUCCUUUGAGGCCAAACCUCCAGAAGAUUGGCUUGAAGCUUCUCAAAAUUUCCACGCAGGUCCUCCUCCAUUGCCUUCUGAUCCUUCUCCCACGAAUAUAUUUAAUGAACCACCAGUGGAUGAGGAGUUCCCCACUGCGAAGAGAGAAUCAAAAGCUCCUGGACUCUUUGAUGACCUAGAGGAUGAUGAGGAUGAUUUCUUUGUGCCUAAAUCACAGUUGGAGAGACCUCAUAAAUCCACAAAUUUGUUUUUAUUCGAUGAUCUUCCGCCUGAUGAUGAUUUGUUUGUUGAUCGAAAAGUUGUUUCAGAGGUGUUUUACGAUGAUUUUGCCGAGAGUUUUCCACCAGAAGUGAUUUCGGUGAAUGCCACAGGGAAUUCCUAUCUGUUUAAUGAUCAACCACCUGCUGAUGAUUGGCAUGAGGAAAAAGUUAAAUCAGAGAAAAAUUCUUUGUUUUCGACGAGUUCAAGUCAAGAUGAACCUGAUGAGGUAUUUGCCAGUGCGAGGAGUCUAAUAAAGUCUCAUGAAAAUCCAGAGAAUCCUCCGGAAGAGCCAAUAAACAAGCCCAAAAUUGUGCCUAAUAAAUUAAAUAAAACAAUGGCAAUAAAUGUAGCAGCCUUGUUACCUGGAGCCAAGAGGCCAUCUUUCAAGAAUGCCCAAGAGAGUUCUCGAGACAAUCCACCAAAUGAGACUUUAGAUAUUCCACCAGAAAGCCCGAAGGAGAAAGUUGAAGAAGUGUCGAAGAAAUUGGAUGAAAAAAUUGUAGAAGUGACUGAUGAUUCUGGAGGGUUACUGACGAAUCUCAAUAAGAAUCGAGCAAAAAUUCCUCAAAAGAGAAAGCCAUCGACAAGGAGAGGUCGUCAAGAAACUUACAGGAAAUCCUUGAUAGUUGAAAAUGAUGAAAAACAGGAAAACACUCACAAUUCUUUAUUUGAAGAUGAUCCUUCUGAGAAGGAUAACAUUGGAAAACUUGCGUCAGUGGAGGAGUCUGUAAGAAGCAAGAAACUGCCACAAGUGAUCACAGAUGAUCUUUUUAGUGAGACUGAUCCCGAAAUUGCGAUAGAGACUGAGAAGAAGGAGAUUGUGAGGGAAACAAAGGCGAUGAAGACUUCAGAAAAACCAAGGAAUAGUCUUCAGAAAAAUUCUCAGUCAGUGUCUAAGAGUCUCUUUGAUAGCGAUGAUGAGGAUGAUAGUGAUAUAUUUUCCACGAAAAAGCCCAAAAACAUAUCAAAAUCUACGAGUGAACCAACAAAAAUUGCACCAAAGUCAACAUCUCUAUUCGGUGACUCGGAUGAUGAUGAUGAUGAUCUCUUUGGGACAUCAAGUAAGACUAAUAAUGUAAAGAUCACAGCACCGAUCACCAAAGUGGACAAGAAAAUUGUGAAAAAAUCUGCAGCUGGGGCUGAUCCUCUUGCCGAUCUCUUCUAAUUAUCAAGUAAGUCGCGAUUGACCCAAAAAACAUUUUGUGCUCUUCGAUAUACCACGGCAAAAGUAUCUCAAAUUGACUGAAUAUAAUCGAAUAAGAUCAUACUGAUGGGUAUCACUUAAGCGAUAACUUUAAAAAGUACCGUCAUAAUGUGCCUCUUGAGUCAAUAAAAAAGUCACAAUUAUCGCACUGGUGCAAAGUAAUAUGUGAAACUGUGUUGCAAUGGACAAAUAUUUGUCCUUCUACGCAGUGUAUAUAUAUAUAAUUUUGAUAUUUAUGUCGUGGUCGAUUGAGAAGAUUAAAUGCGAUGAAAUUGAACAACA